GGAGCUACAGGUUGGUAGGGAUGGAAGCUCCUUGUGUGGAAUGGCCUUCUGGAGCCACCGCCUCUGUCUGAGUCUUGUUCUACAUUCUAGGAUGCCCCACAGAUCUCUGAGCAACGCUGCUCUCUGCCUGCUUGGCAUGCAAGUGAGAUAAUCGUUAUCUGCCACUGUCUGUGGCGCAUCUCACUCUGAAGGACCAGGUGGGAGGAAAGAUGCACCACCCCAAGGAUCCUUCCCCCUUCCUCUAAACAAAGCACCAGGCCUGGCCCAGUGCCAGAGGCAGGAUACAGGAAUGGCUGGACCAGGGCACCAGCUAGCAUCUGCCGUGGUGAGGAUGUUUCACCAACCAGCUGCCCUCGCGCCUGCUGUAAUUAUCUCUUCCUGAGGCACCAGCCGACUCAUGCAUGGAGGAAAAGUCUCUCUUGAUUCUGCCUCCUUCCAGGGCAGAGGCCAACAGGCCAGAUCCCAGCCCUGGGUUUUGUCUGCAACUGCAAUCCGUGUUUCCCUUAAUCAAGCAGCGCUCGUGGGCAGGAGGGGUUGGGCCGAGUGGCUGCAAUUCAUCCCCCCAGCCACACUCAAACUCUUCCCUUGCCAUGUAAGAAAAGAUCCCCCCAUGCAGAGCGCUCUGCAUCUGGGGCCAGCAGAAAAGAGACAAGGAAGGUAGCCUGAGGUUGGGGGAGGCAGAGUCUGACCCGCUCGCUGGUUCCAGUGGGUCUGGCUGUUGGGUGGCUGCAUGACCCAGGAAUUCAGGGAGUGCCGGCUGGAGGCACCAGAGCCGAGUCUCCCCUGCACAUCCUGCAACAUCCAGCAGGGAGGGAACCUUAAUGGAGAGGAAGGAUUGCCCAGUGGUUAGCAUACGGGCUUGGGAAGCCGCACUCGGGGUUUCUAUUCUUGGCUGUAGGAGGGACCUGUCAGAGCAAGGGAACAGAGAAACAGGACUCCUGGGUUCUAUUCCCACCUCUGCCACUGUGUGACCUUGGGUGAAUCAAUUCCCUGCUCUGUAGCUCAGUUUCCCCCUCUAUCAAUACAGUGAUGCGUGCCUGCCAGGAGAGCUGGUGCCUCCACUGGUUGCUGCUCUGCACCCCAGAGGUGGCUGAAUUUUGGUCUGGGAAGCGUGUUGGGAUCCUAGAAGGGAAGAGAUCAGUGUAAAAUGUGGUUUAUUUUCCCAUCCUUUGGGAUGCAAAGUCUGAACCCAGGAACUGAGGCUGGACUCUCCCUCCCCUCCCCUUCUCAGGAGCACACAGGAUUGCUGUAGAAACUACUGAAUGAAGUCGGGUGGCAGUGCACAGAUGGGGGGUUCUCAGCCACAAGUCACUGUACAGGCCAGUCACCCCACAGGAGAGCGACCGACGCUUCCUGCCCUGCUCAGCACCACAGACUGACCCACCUGGGCCACCUGCUCAGCCUGGGGUCUCAGCUUUUAAUUCAUCCCAACACUUCAAACCAAAGAAUCUGACACUGGCUAGAGCUAGGGGCUGUACGUGUGUCCACCAGCCAGCUCUGCUGCUGCCCUUCGAUCCUGACCCACGAUCCCCGCCACUGUCCCAGCCCUGGGCAUCGCCAGGCUCUGUCGGUGCCCCCAAUCCCAAUUCACAGCCUCCUGCUAUUCCAGCCCAGAGCUCCACCCAUUAUUCCAGUUGUAGCAUCCCCCUGCACUCCCAGCUGUCAGUAAGGGAGGGACCAUGGAGACUCAGCCCUUGGCUCCCCACAGCCUAGGGGCAGCCAGCCCCCUCCCUUUUAGACCCACCCCAGAACAAGCCCCAGUUGAAGGGUUCCCUCCAGGCGUAAGCAGUGGAGGCAGCUUUUCCAGGCUCAAGGCAGGUUCUCCUCCCGCUUCAUCCCAAGGAUUUUAACCUUUUCCUCUCCCUGCUGGCCUGGGGCGUGCACAUCUCACUGCGACCCUAUCUUUGGGGAGUGCAGAGCCCCCCAGGACCCAGUCCAGGGCCCUCUCCAGCAUGUGACAAUUCUAUAAUGGUCCGUGGGCCGUGACCUGCAGAAACCAGAGGCAGGAGCUUUUUUGGUGAAGGAAGCCCACACGUAGUAAUUAAAGUGACACAGGCAGUGACCUGGCUGCUGGCUGCCAGCACACGGCAGCAGCAGCUGCAGGCGGCAGGUCACGGCACCGUGACCAUGGACCCCUCAGUGACCAAAGCCACCCUGAAGGUGCUGGGGCUGUGCGUGGUCCUGCUUUUCCUGGUCGCCGCGGUGACGGUCUCCGUGGCGGUGAUGAUGUGGCACUCGGAGGCAGUACGGAUGCUGCAGGGAUGCCGGGAGCAGGCAGCCAAUGAGACCUCAGCCCUGGGGGGCCGCGUGGCCGAGCUAGAGCGGGAUGUGGCCGAGCUCACUGGGCGGCUGCAGAAGGACGCCCAGAAGGAGAAGCAGCUUCAGAGGCAGCUGGGCCAGGCCAAGGAUGAGGGCAGGAAGCUCAAAGCCACCUUGCUGUCCUGCCAGGAGCGUGAGAGCACGCUCUCCGCCAACAUGACAGCCCUGCGGAACAUGCUUGCAGCCAUUCAGCUGGAGGGCACCGAGAUGGACACCAGAAACAUCGCCUUGCAAGCGGAGCUGACCCAGUGGCAGGGGAAAGCCACAGAGCAGGAGCUGCGGCUGGAGGAGGCCCUGCAGCAGCACCAGGCGUCGCAGGCGCGGAGGGAGCAGUGCGAGGCCCGGCAGAGUGAGCUCCAGCGCAGCAUGCGGGACUACAGGGCCGAAAUCGAGUCCCUCCAGCGGCAGCUGAGCUCCCGAGCCACCAGGCGCAGGUGCCCCCCAUUCUGAUAUUUUGUUUGGAUGAUGGCAAGCACUUCUUGCUUUAUUUUCUUGCUCGAAGGGUUGAAAUCUUACAUCUGAAGCAUCUAGGGGAAGCCAGGCUUAAAGGAGAUGACAGGGCUCGUGAGCAACCAUUUCUGAUUCCCCCCUCCCCCUUACAGAGCAGGGCACUCUGCAGCUCCACACCAGGGACAGCUGCAAUUAUCCAAAAACAGCUGCACCACGGAACGGCUGCCCCGCUCCAGAAGCCAGCAGCCUCUUUCUGCAACAGUAACAGCCAUAAACUAAUUGAAAAGAUACCGAGUCCGCUGGAUCCUACUAGGCUGAGGCACCCCAAAGGAUGCUGGGAAAUCUGUCAUUGUACCCUGCCACAUGGACCUCUCUCUCUCUCUCUCUCUCUCUCUCUCUCUGUCCUGGCUCCAUUCUGUCUCCUUCUCCCUGCUCCUCCCUUCCCUCCUUCGGGACAUGCUUCUGCCUGGAGUCUACUGAGCUCUGCACAGCACGUGCCUGCAUCUAA
Chelonoidis abingdonii (Abingdon island giant tortoise) is the source of this 3277-nucleotide messenger RNA. It is a transcript of the gene CCDC194, whose product is annotated as coiled-coil domain containing 194. The record is from RefSeq and is a predicted model, not a curated record. Lineage: Eukaryota; Metazoa; Chordata; Testudines; Testudinidae.